Molecule: messenger RNA, 4350 nt
Organism: Perca fluviatilis (European perch)
Lineage: Eukaryota; Metazoa; Chordata; Actinopteri; Perciformes; Percidae
Gene: lig4
Product: ligase IV, DNA, ATP-dependent
Exons: 3
Coding region: 98-2833 (911 amino acids)
Biological process (GO): DNA biosynthetic process; nucleotide-excision repair, DNA gap filling; double-strand break repair via nonhomologous end joining
Cellular component (GO): DNA ligase IV complex; DNA-dependent protein kinase-DNA ligase 4 complex
Molecular function (GO): DNA binding; ATP binding; DNA ligase (ATP) activity
Source: RefSeq, a predicted model, not a curated record
CGUUUUCCCUACAGGUCCCUACGAGGAAGUGUUCAACAUGUAGCUCAGAGCAGUCCGACCUGAGUCCGACAUUCACUACCUCUUCUUUGAUUCCACCAUGGAGGGAACUUCCAAAAGCGAUGCUGCAGGUCAGCCCUCGGUUGCUGCUCGGGUUCCUUUCCUUCAUCUCUGUACCACGUUAGAGAAAAUCCAGAAGUCUAAACUCCGUCCGGAUAAAUCCAAGAUCCUCAAGGAUUUCAUUGAGUCGUGGAGGAAGUUCCAUUCUGCCCUCCACAAAGACAACCCUAAAACAACAGACUCUUUCUACCCAGCUAUGCGCCUCCUAGUCCCCUCCUUCGAACGAGAGCGUAUGGCGUAUGGCAUCAAAGAAAGCAUGUUAGCUAAACUCUAUAUUGACGUAUUAGGCCUCCCAAAGAAUGGCCCUGAGGCCAAUAAACUGUUGAACUACCGUGCUCCCACUACAUCCCAGGGAGAAGCUGGAGACUUUGCCGGCAUGGCGUACUUUGUGCUGAAGAAACGGUGCACCAGCGAAGGAAACCUCAGCAUCAAAGAAGUCAAUGACUUUCUGGACUUGGUGGCUAUCAACAACGCUGGCAAGCAGAAGGAUCUUGUGAAAAAGAGUCUGCUGCACCUCAUCACCCAGAGCUCGGCUCUCGAGCAAAAGUGGCUCAUCAGAAUGAUUCUGAAGGACAUGAAGCUCGGGAUCAGCAAAGAAACUGUUCUCCAAGUCUUCCACCCAGACGCUCCUGAGCUCUAUAAUGUCAACACAGACUUAAACAAGGUCUGCCAGCAGCUCCACAACCCCUCCGUGUCUUUAAGCGAAGUUUCAAUCGGACUCUUCUCUGCCUUUAAGCCUAUGUUGGCGGCUAUGGCGAACAUCCGCAGUGUUGAGAAACAGAUGGGAGGCAGCCCUUUUUACAUUCAGACCAAGCUGGAUGGAGAGCGUAUACAACUGCACAAAGACGGGGAUGUGUACAAGUACUUCACCCGAAAUGCUUUUGAAUACACCCAGCAGUUUGGAGGAUCCCCACUGGAGGGCUCACUGACACCUUACAUCCACAACAAUUUUAAAAGCCACAUUGUGAACUGCAUCCUCGAUGGUGAGAUGAUGGCGUACAGCCCGACCACAGACACCUUCAUGCAGAAAGGGAGCAAAUUCGACAUCAAGAGACUCAUGGACGACUCUGAGUUACAGACGUGCUUCUGCGUGUUUGACGUGUUGUUAGUCAACAACCAGAAGCUUGGCAAGGAAACGCUAAAGAAGCGCUACGAGACCCUUCAGACAGUUUUCAGUCCAGUCAAGGGAAGGAUACACCUGGUGCCAAAGACGGAUGCCAGAACCAUGCAGGAGGUGGUGAAUGCGCUGAAUGACGCCAUCGACAGCAGAGAAGAGGGAAUCAUGGUGAAGGAUCCUCUGUCCAUCUACAAGCCCGACAAGCGGGGGGAGGGAUGGCUGAAAAUAAAGCCCGAAUAUGUGGACGGAUUGAUGGAUGAGCUCGACCUGCUGAUUGUCGGUGGCUACUGGGGUAAAGGGAGACGGGGUGGUAUGAUGUCCCACUUCUUAUGCGCCGUUGCCGAAGCUCCAAAGCCUGGCGAGAAACCCUCGGUUUUCCACACGCUCUGCCGCAUCGGCUCUGGCUACACCAUGAAGGAGUUGUAUGACCUCGGUUUAAAGCUUGCCAAGCACUGGAAAGUCUAUCGGAAAAAUGACCCACCAGCAUCCAUCUUGUGUGGAACAGAGAAACCCGAAGUUUACAUCGAACCCUGCAACUCGGUCAUCCUCCAGGUCAGGGCGGCUGAAAUAGUGGGAAGCGACAUGUAUAAAACCAACUGCACCCUGCGCUUCCCCAGGAUCGAGAAGAUCCGCGAGGACAAGGACUGGCACCAAUGCAUGACCCUGGCAGAGCUGGAUCAGUUCCGCGGCAAGGCGUCCGGGAAACUGGCCUCGCGGCACCUUCGCAUCGAUGGUGACGAGCCGGAAAGAAAGAAGAAGCGCACUCAGCCAGCCAAACCCAAGAAGGUGAUCGGGAUCAUCGACCACUUUAAGCCCCAGGACCUAACCGGGGUUACCAAGGAGACGGAUAUGUUUGAGGAUGUGGAGUUUUGUAUCCUGAACGGCACAGAGGAUCACCCCAAGGCUGAGCUGGAAAAGGGCGUGGCCAGUUGUGGAGGUGUCGUGGUUCAAAACGCAGGGCGGGACACCUACUGCGUGAUUGCCGGCGUGGAGAACAUGCGCGUGAAGAACCUGGUUUUGUCCGACCAGCAUGACGUGGUGUGGGCCACCUGGCUGCUCGAGUGCCUCGGCCAGAAGGAAGUGGUCCCGUGGCAACCGCGCCACAUGAUCCACAUGUCGCCCUCGACCAGGGAGCACUUUGCCAAGGAGUACGACAGCUACGGGGACAGCUACUUUGUGGACACGGACGAGCAGCAGCUGCGGGAGGUGUUUGGCCGGAUCAGCGACGCACAGGCGUCCGUGGCGGCGAACGUCAGCCAGGUGGAGCGGCGUUGUGGCUGGGAGGAUCUUCCCACCAGCAUGUUCAGACCCUUCGAGGUUUACAUGGACAGCUGCGCCGACAUAGGAGACCCUAAAACCGCCAUACCUGCCACCUGCUUGGACAUCAGGGCGCUGGAGUUUCGCUACCAUGGAGGGAGUGUGGUGCGGAAGUUAGAGGAAGGAGUCACUCAUGUCAUUAUCACAGAGGAAACAAGACUUGUGGAUUUAAGGGCUCUGAGGCGCUGCUUUAGGAGGAAGUUUAAGAUUGUAAGAGAAUCAUGGGUGACUGAUUCAAUCACAGCAGGGCAUCUGAUGAACGACACUGACUACUUAGUUUAAAGACUCUUCUGGUGACAUACACAGGAUUUAAGUUGGUACUGGAGAGAAAUCCUUGUGUAGUUGAAGGGCGGCACGAUAUGAGGAAAAUAGGCGAUAACCAUAUUACUUGCGAUUAAUAACAGAUAUUAAAAGGUACUCAGUUCUGCCUUUCUGCUGCUUUUAGUAUACUGCUAAAAUACAACAAACUUGCAUGUUGAUUUAAAAAAAAAAGUGCAAACACAUUCUUUUAAUUGAACAAAUUAAACAAACUGAACACAAAAGGCACCAUUAAAAAAAGAAUGAUAGUUACAUUUUAAAGUGCAGUUUGCUACUAAUACUCUCGUUGAACUUACAAAAAAAAUCCCUGAAUGUCUUUCACAAUGUGUCACAGUUUAUAUUACAAUAACCAUAAAAAAAAAAGAUUUAUUGUGAAGCCCAAAUAGCAUUUUAAUUAAAUUCCAAUAUGAUUAGCAAUAAACUAUUGAGUAAAAGUCAAUAAAUACAAAAUCCCAACAGUCCAAAUCACUGGGCGAGAUAAGCAAUAUCAUUAAAACUAUACUGUGCUAAACAGGGAUGUGAGUCUUCUCAGGGGUUUCAUGCAAACUUGACGUUUUAUUUUUGGGGGUUUUAAUGAGUGAUUAAGGCGGCUCGUUAUUAGUUUUAAAUGAAUGGGCCUAUGUUAAAGUCCAGAAGGCACUGGUUGGUUUCUAAAUUAUUUGAUUUUGAAAAGAGAAUUUAGAGUUGUACUAUAUAUGUUGUUUUUUUUAAAUACAGAAGCUGAGUAGGGAAUCUUCCACCAUAAUAGUCUAAAGUAGGCCUCUUCUUAUUUUUUAACUUAGGAUUGCACUUACAUAACAUGGGGGGGACUUGAAUGGUGAAAAUCAAAGCAGCGGAGGCCAGGAUAUCCCCAUUAUAAGUCAAGCACCAAAAUCUUUGAAUCCCACGUUUUCCAUAAUGUAACUGGAUAGUGUCUUUCAUCAGAGCUCCCUUGCCUCCUAAAUGCCUACUUUCAGACCCCACACCUCCACUUUGCUAUUCCUCUUUUUAUGAUCUGUGCCUUAUAGGGCUGGGUACCGAAUUCAAUACUUUUUAGGCACCGACCCAAUUGCCUCUAAAGUACUGAGUAUUGAAAACUGCCUCGUCUUUCAGUACCUAAGGAGUAAAUCUCAUCAGCGUCAGUGAGCCAAUAAGCACGCAGCAUGUUUCUACCAAGACCUAAUAAUGUUUGUGAUUGGCUGUCUUAACGUUAACACGUCGUAGAGACGCGGAGGAAAAACUCUACGUUACGCUUUCAGGAGCUGAAAAAUACAUAAAGAUUUGUGCCGUAAUGUUGUAAUUUCUGUUUGUUUUAUAAAAUUGGUAUCGGAAAAAAAAGUAUCGUUUAGGAACCGGUAUCAAAGUCCCAGUAUUGGUAUCAGUGCCGUUAUCGAACAUUUUAGAACGAUACCCAGCCCUAGUGCCUUAAUGCUUUUUAUGUCUGUUUAAUAAACAUGUUAACCACAACUCUAAUAAAUAUAUCUUGAACUGGUUUAAAAUAA